Messenger RNA from Zalophus californianus (California sea lion), 6379 nucleotides. RefSeq names its product stum, mechanosensory transduction mediator homolog (gene STUM). Bases 115 to 540 code for a protein of 141 amino acids. The record is from RefSeq and is a predicted model, not a curated record. The transcript is spliced from 4 exons. NCBI's taxonomy places the organism in Eukaryota, Metazoa, Chordata, Mammalia, Carnivora, Otariidae.
GUGGGGACGCGGGAGUGCGGGCUUCUCCGCGAGCCGCGCGGCGCCGAAGCACGCUGGCCGCCUGAGCUCCGCGCGGAGCGAGCCGCCGCCACCCGCCCCUGCGCGCGCCCCGCCAUGGAGCCUUCGCACAAAGACGCCGAGACGGCGGCGGCGGCGGCGGCGGCGGCGGCGGCGGACCCCCGCGCCGCGUCCUCGUCCAGCGGGGUGGUGGUGCAGGUCCGCGAGAAGAAGGGCCCCCUGCGCGCCGCCAUCCCCUACAUGCCCUUCCCGGUGGCCGUCAUCUGCCUCUUCCUCAACACCUUCGUGCCGGGAUUGGGGACGUUUGUCUCGGCCUUCGCCGUGCUGUGCGGAGCCCGCACCGACCUCCCGGACAGGCACGUAUGCUGUGUCUUCUGGCUCAACAUCGCAGCGGCCCUCAUCCAGACCCUCACAGCUAUCGUCAUGGUGGGCUGGAUCAUGAGCAUCUUCUGGGGCAUGGACAUGGUCAUCCUGGCCAUUUCCCAAGGCUACAAGGAGCAGGGCAUCCCACAGCAGCUGUGAGGCCGAAGGAGCCGCUGAGAAUUCCAGGGCGGGCCCAUGGGGGCCGUACCAGGCCGCGGACGACACCGGGACCUUUACACAUGCUCUUCUGCCGUGUCCCGGGGUCGGAGUGGAAGAGGGGUAUUUAAAAAAACAGUAUUUAUUUUGAAAACGCAUCUGCUUUUCUUGGCAGGCUGCAAGACUGCCAACCCCCCGCCCCCCCACGCUCCAGAAAGACAGGCUCCCAGAGCAUCUCGGGGCGGGGGGGUUGUGUGGGGGCGGGGUUGCGGACAGCAAGGCUGGGAUGCUCGGCUCUCCUCUGCCCUGCACGUCUCCCUGCCCACUGUGAGGGCGCCCUGGAGCUGCCGGGUCGGGCAGCAGGGGCUCACCGAGGGGCAGGGUGCGGUGGACCCUUCCUCUGGGUCCCCAGCCCGUCUGAGUGUUUGCGCUGUGGUCUCCUGGGGGCCGCGCCAGGGCAGGAGUGAGGAUGCACACGUCCCCAGCCCAGUGUGGAAAGGCCUGCCGCGCCCUCCUGGGGAUGGACCCCUGAAAGUCUCUCCUGGCCCCGCGCUCCCUUACUGUAGCCUACCCUUCACCCACCCCCCCUCCUUGCCACUGAAAUCUCUGGGCCUGGGUGUGUUUUGACCUUUGUUUCCCUAGAAGACGGCCCGCGACUUCAUCCCUGGGCGAAACGGCUAGAAUUGCCAGGUGUUCAUACACAGAAUCCCCAGCACAGGUGUGAGCAAGCACAGGCCAGCAGCCUUUCACAUUAUACUGAACGCCACUCCUGGUCAAUAGUCCUCCUAAAAUCCUCGGGGCUGGACGGGUCUCCAAAUUCAGAAAACGUGGAUUUGAGACAGAAUAAGACCCAUGUACCGUGCAUUUCCUAACACGCCCGCAGUCUGGAACACCUCCCGACCAUCGAGCGCAUGACUGUUUUUGCAGAGAAUCCUGUGAAAAGUCAGACUAAUUGGGAUCAAUAAAAACCAUAAAUAGCCUCACCUUGCUUGGUUCAGGUCAGAUCUUGGCCUAAAUAAGUUUUGGAAGAAAACUUAGCAUUCAGGGGCUUUUGGGGAUUUAGAAUUGCAAAAGAAAAAAAAAUUGUAUGGGGUGGCAGAUUUCUAUCUGAAAAAUCCCUCUUGCCGAUGAGGCCCUGGGGAUCCCGCUGUUGUUACACAGGAAUUCCUUCCGUUGCAAAGGGACGGUCGGGGCCUUCACGGCACCUGCCCGGUGUGUGAUUGUUGGAUCCUGGUGGGGGAGGAACUCACAGGAGGUGCUGGGGCCACUGCAGGCAGGUCAGGGAUUGCUCUGAAAUGAAGAGAAAGAUGAUCCAAAGUCAUGGUGGACAUCUACCCGUCUGUUUUAAUUUGCUUCCUCACAUGAGAAUUGCCAAACUGUGGGACUGGCCCAAAGCUGUUUGCAACCCCACUGGGCUCCCCGAGGGAGCUCUUCCUGUCUGGCGGAGAUUCAGAAUGCGGCCAGGGCUGGAGCAGUGACGUGUCUGGCCUUUUCCCCGUGGCUGGACGGGGUGUGCUUGGGGAGCCUGCAGCUGGACAGGCCCCCCCGGCUCCCCGAGCCCACUCACCUCACCCGCUGGGCUUUCUGAUUAUUGUCCUGCCAGGGAAGUGGGCCUUGGGCUCCGUGUGGAUUGGGCAGCGCUCGGGACCCAUGGAGAAACAAAUCCCCUGCCCCACCCCCUGAUCCUGCCCCCCCUUCCCUCCUGACCCCAGCCUGGGGUCUGCUGCUUCUUUCGUGUUUGGAAUCCUGUGUGUUUUCAAGGCGUGGGACCAGCUUUGGUUUUAUCCAGAAAGCCAGAAGCUUUUGGUGUGUGAAGACGGCAUCCUCUGGGCCGAGAAGACGGCAGCAGGUGGCUGCUGGCUGCGCCCCGGGAGGCUGCAUCAGAGAAGGGAGCCAGCCCUGUGGCCAGGCCAGAGCAGCUCGGGCUGAGGGCUGGGCCGGGCCCUUCGCCCCACACGCCCAGAGGGACGCCCGGCUUCGGGCACAGCCCCCCCCUCCCCCCCACCCCGGUGGGAGCGGAGGAUCUUGCUUUCCUGGCUUGGGCUGGGGCGGCUGCUGCUGGGGAGAGAAGAGACAGCAAUUUGUGCAGCAUGUUUGGUGGUGAUCCAGACACAGGUGGGGGUUUCUUGAGUGAACCCCGGCACGGGAUGGCUCAUACAGGGGUUUGUGGGCUCGGAAGGACGGUUCCCCUCGGCACUCCCACCUCGGCCCCUGAGGCUCCCCUCGGCCCCAGCUGCUUCCAAACUUGAGAGGAUGUCGGCCUCUGGAGGAAGCCCUUCCCGCGUAGCUGACGUGUGCGAGGAACGGGGGCAUCCUGGUCCUCCGAACCCCCUGUGUGUGAGGGUGGCUGCGCGGGGGAGCAGCUCGAGACAGCGACUUUCUCCAUGAGACUGUGGCCCAAGUGUCACUGGCUUAGAUGAGGGGCAGGGAGGUGAGGAAGUGACCUGGGGCAGGAUGGCUUCCCUCCGCGACCCUGUGACGUGGACGACAAAGACAGCCUCCAGAUGCUGGGCCUUUGCCAGGCUCGGCGUGGUGCAUCUGACCCACGGUGACCCUUACCAACAAUCCUGGCAGGGGGACGUGUUUGCGGACCUUCCAGGUGUCAGGACUGAGGCGCCGGCAGAGCAAGGCCCUGAACACCGCGGCAUAGCUGACUCAUGGCCUGCAGCGAAGUCUUGCAGCCAAGGGAAGGGGUCUUGGGGGGUCGGAGGGUUCUCUGGACGGUCUUGCCCGUGCGGAAGUAGCAGGUGACGGGAAGGGGUCUUGGGGGGCUGGCUCCACCACACGCCGUCCUGGGCGGCCCUCCAACCCGCAGCCCAGAGCGGGCAGGGGACCUGCUCCAGGCCCCCCGACCCCCCACGUCCCAGAGGCCUGGCUGGGGCUUGGGCCUCAUGCAGACAUCAAGAAGCCCAAGCCACAGUGAGGAGCACGCGAACUCUAGAAGGUCGAGGAAGCCACACGGUCAGAAUUUCCCCCACAAGGACCCAGACCUAAGAAAGGAAAGCCGAACACUGAGCCCCGAGGCCACGCAAGGUGGGCUGAGCCCCCAGGCCCAAGAGAAUGCCUUCCUAAGGCCUGACUCUGGAGGAGGAAGCGAGGGGUCCACUGAGGUGGUCCUUCUGCGCCAGCCCAGCUCUUUAAAAUCCCCCCCAAUCUACAAUUUUUUUUGGUGAACCCCAUCCCCGUGCAGAUGGGGGGAGUCUGCAAGGGUCACUUGGGUGUGGGCCUGGCCCCAGCUGCCGGGCCCAGGGCCUGAGCCAGUGUGGGGCCCCAUCCUGCUCCCGGGGCCUGGAGGCAUUCAUGACCCUGGAUGUUUUUCUCCGGUGGGUGAUGCUGACCACCUCGGCAUUGUGGAAAUGGCUUGGGGACAUAUAAUCUAAAUGUCAGUCCCCAGUCGGUGGUUGCAGGCCCUUGUUGACCCCUCUUGCUGGUUUGUUUGGAGGGCUUUCAACAGAGGGAUUGGAGGCUUAGAGCACCCCCAGCUGCACUGACCCUCCCCGGAGACCAUGACCUCGCAGGGGGUGGGGGAGCCAUGUGAGCUGCUCCCCACGAACCUGCCCGAGGCUGAAGGGAACCAGGGUGCCUUCUUCUCAGCGGGCCCCCUGUGCUGCCAUCAGGCAGUUCUCCCAAGCGGGGCUCCAUGUUCCACAGUUGUGCAUCCAGCCAGCGUUCAGCGGGCACCGAUGCAGCCGAGGGGGGCUCCCAGAGAGCAGCGCCCUGGCCGUCGCGGUGCCGCACCUGCCCUUCCCGUCCGCACAGGUGGAACAGCAAGGCGAGUGGAGGCAGGAGGGCGCUUCUCCCCGCAGAGGAGGCCGCUGCAUGUGGCCAGGAGGGCACAAGGCCAGGCUGCGGGAAGGGGGGCUGGGGGCCUCCCGGGCAGGUGGGCACUGGUCGGGGUCCGCGUUUUUCACCUGUCAGGCUCUGAGAGCUUCAGAACGUCUGCGGGAUCACGGAGGCGUGCAAGUCAGGCUGGACUCGCGAAUCUGCCCUAAUCCCUGUGUGAUGCGUGGGGAACCCCGCGCCGCAAACACUGGGGCGAGUUCCAGCCUCAGUGCUGUUUGUCUCUACUCCUGUCUCGUGCCUCAGUUGGACCAUCCGUAGGCGGGGCAGGGAGGGGCUGGGAAGCUGAUGCCGGUCCCAUUUCUGUCAGAGCAGAGGCCUUGGAGGACGGGCCCAGGGCCGUGCAGCCGUGCUCCUGUGUGGGCCUCGUGGAAUUGGCACGCGGGGACUCUUCCUAGUGACAGACACGGGCGCUCUCUCCCCUCCCGAUCCAGUCACAUGGGAGGCUGAUGACAGGGCCGUCCUUGUAGGUGUCCUGAGUGUCCAGUACAAGUUGUCUCUUUAGGUUUAGUCCCAGUCCCUCUCCCUGCCUGCCUGGAUUUGCCACCAUGCCAGCCACCCCAGGCCAGGCCACCGGCACCCUUAGGCGGGCAGAAGAACAGACACGUGCUCGCUCUCUCACACACGCGUGUGCACACCACCCCCCCCCCCCCCCACCCCGCAUGCUCGCAGCCCCUCCGGCUGCUGGGUGAGGGCAGGUCUCAGGAUUGAGACCUUAACAUCCGCAGAGAGGCCCUCACACUGCCCGGGAGCCGUCCCUCCAGUGUGGGCCCUGGUGGGUGGCACUUGUCCUUGUCACCCCACCCAGGGCCCAGACACACACAGUUCCCUUGAUCCGAAGGGCCCCUGGGCCAGGAGCACUUCCUCCUGGGGUCCAUGGCUCCACAACCCCGGCCACCAGACCCGGCUGGCCUUCUGUGGGAGGGCUGGCCUUCUGGGUCUCCCAGAGAGGAGGGGACCGUGAGCCCUUUCUGGGCUCUUCUGAGGCUGCAGACAGUCAUCCCCACCAUCCCCCCGCCCCCGCCCUCCAGCCCCAGGAUGAGAAGCAGUGAGGAGAGAAGGGGGCAGAGGUCACGCCCACCCCGUUUCUGGGUGAUGCCUGGCUGGGUGUCCCAACCAGGGAGCUGGUGUGGUGGCCGUUAAGUGGCCGGGGCGCCCCUUGGACACACUUGGCAGGCCCUUUGCACAGGCUAGGGGACACAUGCUGUUGUAAAUGGUGCCAAAUCUUUGAAAACAACGUACAUAAAAACAACACUGGUUCUGUGCAUAUUAGCUGAAUUUAUAUUUGGAUGAGUGUUGUGCUGUGAUUUGUAGUUUUUGAUACGUGAGCGACUUUGUUUGGGUCUUUCUCCCCUUAAAGGAAUCGCUGUCCAUUUCUGUUGUUCUCUGCCGAGACCCUCUCCCCGACCUCCCAGGGCUUCCUCAGUUUACCUCUGCCCAGAUCUGCGGGGGCUGCCCCCCACCCCCAGCCACUUCUCUUGUGAUCCUAGCCAGCCAAGGGGGUCUCCAGCCCAUCCCAGUGACUGGAGCCUUCCUUGGUUCCACGAGAGGAAGAAAUUCUCCAGCUGCGGACCUAGGGAAGCUUCUAGACUUGCUGCCUGGAGCCCAGGCCGGGCUGCGGCUUGGCCUUCCCCGCACCCUCAGGACCGAGCCCCUGGCAGGCCCACCCGCCCCCGCUGCUGGCCGGGGUCCCCAGGGCCCCUGGAGGCGCUGGGCAGGGUCCCAACCUCCCCAGCGCCCCGCCAGCUUCGGAAGUCCCAGCUCAAGCACCGUUGCCGUCCGCCUAAUGGCAAACAGCGCGCAUGACCGUCGAAACCUGUGUACAUAUCUCCACGUACAUAUUUAUAUAUUCAGAUUAUAAAUAUGCAAAGCAUGGCAUCUCUUUGGCAUUCCAAGUUUGUGUUUUUUUAAAUCCUGAAAAUACGGCUUUAGAAACUUUUUCUUCUUUUCCCUCUUUUCUAUGUAAUAAACACUCAUGUGACUUUUUUGGUGGCUUCUCAAA